UAAUUUUGCGUGUAAACACAUAUUGUUAAUCCGCUAUUUUUAUAACACAACUAGUUGAUGCACAUAGUGGAAACGAAUAGCUGUGAAUUUAUUCAUAUGUAUUUAUAAACUGACAUAAUACAACAAUAAAAAAGCGAACAAAAUUAGACUAUAUAAAAGUAAAAAAAAAAUCAAAAUUCUAAAGUCUAUUAAAAAGUACAAGUUUCGGUUACCUUUGGAAAGUUUAUAUAAUUAUAAAUUAUGACUGGUUCGUUUAGUGUGAAGCUGAAAUCGAAAAAAGGUCAUUUUAUUGUCAAUGACUUGAGCGAGAAUACGACGCUUGCCGAACUUAAAUCGCGUAUUGCGGCAGCUACGCAAAUCAAGGAGCCUCAGCUCCACAUACUGGUCGGUUACCCUCCACGACCUUUGGAUCUCACGGGACCUGAUGAGCAGCAGCAAAACCUUCGAACGGUGGGGAUUAACAGUGGCGAGACCUUGAUAGUCGAGGAGAAGGCGGCUACGGUGCCAGCUGCUACUUCUUCAAACACUGGUCCUGCCUCAAGCGUGAGUACGGCUCAGCAUUCCACAUUGGAAGAUGACGAGGCGCUGGCGCGUCGUCUACAAGCAGAAGAAGAUGCCGAGCACUUGCGUCAAGUAUCCAGCACUAGCAGUUUCGAAAUAAACGAAGGUGCUGGGGAAUCUGUGCCCCCUGGACGUGAUGUAGCUCCUGGACCAAACGGUGACUUCAAUGGCAUAUUGCUAAAGAAGGUGGUCCCGGCGGACAAUUCUUGCUUAUUCACUAGCAUACGCUUUGUUCUCAACGGGAAAGUUGAUAACGAAGGCAGCGAAAUGAUGCGCCAUAUCAUUGCCCAAGAAGUUUCCGCCGAUCCACAGCAAUACAAUGACGCCGUGCUUGGCAAAUCAAACUCCGACUAUUGUGCCUGGAUACAGAAACCCGAUUCCUGGGGUGGUGCCAUUGAGGUGUCCAUAUUGUCCAAUUACUAUGGCAUUGAAAUCGAUGUGGUGGACAUACAAAAUGCAAUCAUUAACCGUUUUGGCGAGGACAAAAACUUUGGCCUGCGUGUAUUCCUGCUUUUCGAUGGCAUACACUACGACCCACUUUACAUGGAAACCUCGCAGAGUGCCGCUCCAGCUACCAUUUUUCCUGUUGAGGAGCUGGGCGUCUAUCAGCAGGCAGAGCAAUUGGCCAACGAGGCCAAAUCUUCGCGGCAAUUCACGAACGUUGACAAAUUCACUCUGCGCUGUCUCCAAUGUGACGUUAUGCUGGUCGGACAGACCCAGGCCCAGCAGCAUGCGAAGGUCACUGGCCAUACGAAUUUCGGAGAAAUUUAAUACGUAUUAAUUUUCGGCACCAUUUAUAUUUUGGCUUUCAUUGCGUUUGCGUACUAUAUACUCACCACUUAAUACCCUAUCAAAUUUAUUAGUAAAAUUUACCAUUUAUUUAU
Scaptodrosophila lebanonensis is the source of this 1445-nucleotide messenger RNA. RefSeq names its product ubiquitin thioesterase OTU1 (gene Yod1). NCBI's taxonomy places the organism in Eukaryota, Metazoa, Arthropoda, Insecta, Diptera, Drosophilidae. The record is from RefSeq and is a predicted model, not a curated record. Gene Ontology annotation, molecular function: cysteine-type deubiquitinase activity. The transcript has a single exon. Bases 241 to 1332 code for a protein of 363 amino acids. Gene Ontology annotation, biological process: endoplasmic reticulum unfolded protein response; protein deubiquitination. Gene Ontology annotation, cellular component: cytosol; nucleus.